Molecule: messenger RNA, 1561 nt
Organism: Mucor mucedo
Lineage: Eukaryota; Fungi; Mucoromycota; Mucoromycetes; Mucorales; Mucoraceae
Product: proteasome regulatory subunit C-terminal-domain-containing protein
Exons: 7
Coding region: 40-1524 (494 amino acids)
Biological process (GO): regulation of protein catabolic process; ubiquitin-dependent protein catabolic process
Cellular component (GO): proteasome regulatory particle, lid subcomplex; proteasome complex
Molecular function (GO): enzyme regulator activity; protein binding
Source: RefSeq, a predicted model, not a curated record
CUAAUUUUAUUUUCUUUCUUUACAAAGCACAUAUCAAAAAUGGCUACCAAAGAACAAAAGCAAGACAAGAAUGACCAGGUUGAAGCCAUGGAUAUUGUUGAAGACGAGGGUGCUAAACAAGAACGUCUUGUAAAGGAGACAAUUUCAGAAAUCAAGCGUAACUUCACCUUACUGGAACGUGCGGUUGACACUAUUGAAGCUAGAUUUACAACACGAGUCUUAAGAACAUUACCUUCAAUUAGACGUCGUUUAACUUCUGAUAUUCUUGCUCAAGUGAUCUCGGAUUACUUUGGUCCCAACGACUCUCAAAAGACUGAACUUCUGAAGUAUUUGAGCGAAAUUGAAAAGCCUACAACAGAAGAGGACGUAGAGAAGAAGGGAUCUGUUUUACCUGAAGUCGACAUUUAUCUUCACUUAAACGUAUUGAUCUAUCUUUUAGAUAAAAAUGAGAUUGCAAAGGGUCUUGAAUUAGCAAACAAGACCGUCGACAGAAUGAAUGUUAUGAACCGUAGAACAAUGGAUCAAAUCGCCGCCCGUGUAUACUUCUAUCACGGUCGCUUCCAUGAAUUAUCCAACAAACUUGCUGAAAUUAGACCUGUUCAGUUAGCAGCACAUAGAACCGCCACCUUAAGACAUGAUGAUGAGACUCAAGCAACAUUGUUGAAUUUAUUGUUGCGUAAUUAUUUCUUCCAUAACCUCUAUGAUCAAGCCGAUAAACUUGUUUCCAAAAGCACAUUCCCUGAGAAGGCAGGCAACAACCAAGCUGCUCGUUAUGCUUAUUAUCUUGGACGUAUCAAGGCACUUCAACUCGAUUACACCUCUGCCCAUACGUAUUUGACACAGGCCAUCAGAAAGGCUCCUCAAAAUAACGUUACAGCCGGUUUCCAGCAAACUACCAACAAAUUCUUUAUUGUUGUUCAACUUUUGAUGGGUGAAAUCCCUGAAAGAUCUCUCUUUAGACAACCUAUUUUGAAGAAGGCUUUGGUGCCUUACCUCGCUAUUACUCAAGCUGUUCGUGUUGGUGAUCUCAACAAAUUUCAAGAAGCAUUGGCUCAAUAUGACGCUAUCUUCAAAAAGGAUAAGACGUACACCUUGAUUCUUCGUCUACGUCACAAUGUUAUUAAGACUGGUAUUCGCAUGAUCAGUCUUUCUUACUCCAAAAUUUCAUUGAGAGACAUUUGUAUCAAACUUCAUUUGGAUAGUGAAGAAGAUGCUGAAUUUAUUGUUGCAAAGGCAAUUCGUGAUGGCGUUAUCGAUGCCACUUUGGACCACUCGAAGGGAUUCAUGAAGAGUAAGGAGAUUGUUGAUAUCUACAGCACUAAUGAACCUCAAAACGCUUACCAUCAACGUAUCAACUUCUGUCUGAACCUUCAUAAUGAUGCUGUCAAGGCAAUGCGUUUCCCUAUGGAUGCACAUAGAAAGGAGCUGGCUAGUGCUGAGGAAGCAAGGGAGAGAGAGAGAGAGCUUGCUCAAGAAAUCGCAGAAGGUGAUUUGGAUGAAGAUGAUGAAAUGGGCGAUUUUUAAAUAAAAUAAAAAGGAAUAAAUAAAAUGUUAAAAUGGA